Messenger RNA from Labrus bergylta (ballan wrasse), 1450 nucleotides. It is a transcript of the gene gins4, whose product is annotated as GINS complex subunit 4 (Sld5 homolog). Gene Ontology annotation, biological process: double-strand break repair via break-induced replication; DNA-templated DNA replication. Gene Ontology annotation, cellular component: GINS complex. NCBI's taxonomy places the organism in Eukaryota, Metazoa, Chordata, Actinopteri, Labriformes, Labridae. The record is from RefSeq and is a predicted model, not a curated record.
UAAACAAGGAGUUUUCUCGUGUGAAUGGACGCUGCUGUGUCGCUUGUUACUUUGUCUGUAACUUUUGAAACGUCCUCAGCGUGAAUCGCUCAAAAAUAUAGUUUAAGAGUUUGCAGUACAGUCAAACUGAGUGUUCUGUCAGUGUUUCUUGUAAAGGAUAACCAUGUCGGACGUUUUGUCUGAUGACGGGAGCGACAUCAACCACGAUGACAGCCAGGAGGAUGUUAUGACCCCGGCGGAGCUGAUCUCCAAACUGGAAGAAGCUUGGCUGAAUGAGAAGUUCUCACCUGAGCUGCUGGAGAACAAGUCAGAGGUGGUGGAGUGUGUGAUGGAGCAACUCACCCACAUGGAAGCCAACCUGCAGCGGGUUAAGAAAGGUGACACAAAGGCCAGCAUCCAUCGUAUGGAAAUAGACAGAAUACGCUUUGUCCUCAGCAGUUACCUGCGCUGUCGUCUGCAAAAGAUUGAGAAGUUUUUCCCACAUGUCCUGGAGCGGGAAAAGUCUCGAGGUGAGGGAGAUCCGUCACUGCUCUCGCCUGAGGAGUUUGCCUUUGCCAAAGAGUACUAUGCCAACACAGAAACCUACCUGAAGGCUGUAGCACUGAAGCGCAUGCCCCCUAACCUGCAGACAGUUGACAUGCUCAAAGCAGUGCCUGAGCCCUGUCUGGACUCAUUUGUGUUUCUGCGGGUGAAGGAGAGACAGGAGAACAUCCUGGUGGAGCCGGAAACAGAUGAUCAGAGAGAGUAUGUUGUGGAUAUGGACGAGGGAUCUCAACAUCUGAUGCGGUUUCGUACCAUAGCUCCUCUUGUCUCAAGUGGAGCUGUGCAGUUAAUUUGAACGUUGAGGUCUGUUUGUGCGGGUGUUUUUUUGGCUCCUGGAGGACAUAAAGGAGCAAUGACCUCGUUUUUGUAACAUGGCAGCAAUGAGGAGAAUCACUUUGCAGAGAAUGCAUCUGGACAUGCACCCAUCGUUUAUACUGGUGUCAAGAUUAAAGACUCAUUUGUGGGACGUAAACACAAACAUUUGUUACACCAUGUCUUCUGAGUCCUGGCUGGUACUGUGAGAAGGGCUCGCUGAGGAAUGAAUUCUGUCAACCGCACCAGCUUUUGCAGCGCUCUGGUGUUAUUUUUGGAUCUUUUUAAUCACCAACACAAGUUUGGUUAUGUAAUAAUAAUGUAUUCUGGUGUGCUCAUGUCAGUGUGACUGGCAAAUACAAGUCAAAGUAAUUUGCUAAUUUAUGGUUCAUUCUGUUACUUUAUCCACAUGACUCACAUUUUUUGGACUUUUUUUUUCCUCUCUGCUGCUCGGUAACGAGACACUUCAAAUGACCUGGAGGGGAAAUUUCAUCAGCUCACUUGGCAUCAUAAGCUUGCCAAGAGGUAUUAUUUUUGCUCAACAUGCUAAAGUAAGAUGAAUGCUUAUAUUAAAAUCCAUUUUGCUCAUGAUAAA